CAUGUGAUCCUGCGCUUCACAUACAGGAACUGCUCCGCCGCUGAGAAGUAGGAAGUUAUUUCUCCUUUGCUGGUUUUGUUGUGUUGACGCAGAAAGGAGAAAAUAAAGCACUUCCAAUGCUGCUUUUAAAGGCAGAAUUAAUACAGCAGACAUUUUAUAAAUUCACUCUGGAUACCCGCUGGAAGUAGAAGCAGCAGCCAAGUUGUGAAGUAAAGGGUCAUGGCGCCACCGGGGCACAGCAGCAGGAUAGGAGUGGAUCCUGAGAUAAAAAAAACAAUGGAGAAUGUGAAAAACCUCAAGCAGGUUCCUCAGUACGGCAGUAUUAAUGGAAGCUCCUCCAGCGACAGCUGCCCAACGUGCAAAGGCACCGGACGAAUUCCCAGAGGCCAGCAAGAUCAGCUCCUGGCUGUAAUACCAUGCAAUGAUGUGCGGCUGCAACCCAGACGCACGAAGCUGUAUGUGUGCAUCUCUAUGGGUUUGAGUAUUUUGCUUUGCUGCCUGAUCCUCUUUUUCUUCUUCCCGCGGAGCGUCACGCUCACUCCUGUGUCCGUGCUGUCAGUGAUGGUCUACUUCACCCCGGACUCUGUCGAAAUGGAGGUCACAAAUCUCUUCAACAUGACCAACGAGAACUUUGUCCCGGUUCAGAUUGCUGAGUUCUCCAUGCAGGGUGUGGUUAAUGAAAUUGUGGUGGGUCAUACCAAAAUAACCAACAUGACGGCAAUACAGUCUCGAUCGAGAAAAUCGUACAUUGUUCAAAUCAACCUGCCGCUUGACGACAAGGGCUUCAACAAUUACUGCAAGUCAACUACUAUCAAGAUCCACACGUUGUUCCUGAAGUUGCAAAUAACCAUGAACAUUGCCUAUCUGUCUCACACGGAGCAGCUUUCACAGGAUGUUUUCGAGUACAUUGACUGCGGGAAUAAUUCAACCAUCCCACAUCCUGUGAGAUCGUGAAAUCCUCUUUAUGAACACAGAACCUGUACUUUUAUCCUUGUAAUGUGUGAUUUAUUACUGUUAAAAUGAUAUCAUUAUAUUAUUUUAGCUGUCCAAAAGCGUUUAAUCAGUCACUAUCGUCUUAGAAAUUAAGCACAUUAAUGCUUUAAAUAUAAUAACUGUAUAUUUUAUCACAGAUUACAUAAGCUCUUGUUUCCUGUUUUUUUUUUUAAUUAUUGGUUUUGUAUUACAGAGUUGACCUCUGUUAAUCCUGAUUUCAUUUGCACUUUAUUAAACUGUGACGUUUAUCCAAGG
Molecule: messenger RNA, 1248 nt
Organism: Xiphophorus maculatus (southern platyfish)
Lineage: Eukaryota; Metazoa; Chordata; Actinopteri; Cyprinodontiformes; Poeciliidae
Gene: tmem106a
Product: transmembrane protein 106A
Exons: 8
Coding region: 220-954 (244 amino acids)
Source: RefSeq, a predicted model, not a curated record